Messenger RNA from Vicia villosa (hairy vetch), 590 nucleotides. RefSeq names its product 18 kDa seed maturation protein-like. NCBI's taxonomy places the organism in Eukaryota, Viridiplantae, Streptophyta, Magnoliopsida, Fabales, Fabaceae. The record is from RefSeq and is a predicted model, not a curated record. Gene Ontology annotation, biological process: embryo development ending in seed dormancy. Bases 93 to 401 code for a protein of 102 amino acids. The transcript has a single exon.
GCUAUUUAACAACAACAACAUAUCCAAAGAAAAAGAAAAUCACAAUAUAAAAAUCAGAGUUCAUCAUAGUUGAAAAAGGCAAAAUUUUAAAAAUGGAGAAGACCAAAGAAACAGCUGCUAACAUCGGUGCUUCAGCCAAAUCUGGUUUGGAGAAGACCAAAGCUAACGUCCAAGAGAAGACUGAGAAGUUGACGGCACAUAAUCCCAUGGAAAAGAAGUUGGCAACACAGAAGAAAAAUGAAAGGGUUGCCCAGGCUGAGCUAGAUAAGCAGGCGGCGCGUAAUCACAACGCUGCGGCAACGGCGGGGAACACCUUGGGGCAGGGUCGACACCACACCACUGGUACUGGCGGAAAUCCAAAUGCCACUGGGCAUGGAACUGGCGCUACUCACCACCAUUGAGUAAUAAUGUGUCAUCGUGAUAAAUAAAAGAAGGUUGUUAAGUUGUAUGUUUGUUUUCUUUGACUCAUCGUUGAUUCAUUUCUUUUUCUUUUUUUUUUUCUUUCUAAAUGAUGUUAUGAAAGGUCAAUGAACUUUCUAUCAUUCAGUUGUAUUUCACUUUGAAUAAAUAAAUAUAAAAUUGGACAACAA